CUUUUAACACUUCAAGUUUGUGUACUAGUUUGGAGAUUCAUAAUUCUUCCUGUUAUGGGUCAAUUAUAUAAAAUUUGAGAGAUGUAUGGGUUGGAAAAUGAGUAUAGGGAUACGAAGUGAGAGAAAGCAGUAGAUAAGGUUGGAUUGCAGUUUCUUGUAUUUUCCUAGUUGGUGCUAUCUUCUCAUGAUUCUCCAUAGCCAAUAUAGAUAAAAAAGAAGGGAAAGCCUUAGCACAGUAAUUAUUUGGUACUAAGAAUGUUAGGUUCAAAAGGUGUGAGUGUAGGUUCAUUAGGCAGUUGUAUAGUGAAUGUGCCAACCCAUAAACCGACCUUGUCGCUGCCAUUGUUGGCAUCACCAAAUAAUAGUAUAGUGAAACCUUGUAUUGGAAAUAGCUGGAAAUUACGUACACCCAUGAAGACUGCCGUUGCUGCUGUUGAUUCCUCUCAACCUGCUGAAAAGCAAGAGACAGAAAGGAAGACAUACUAUUUUCUUGUAGCAAAUGCGAAAUUCAUGCUAGAUGAAGAGGAGCAUUUCCAGGAGCAAUUGUUUGAACGUCUUCGUCUGUAUGAAGAACGCAACAAAGAGCAGGAUUUCUGGCUUGUGAUUGAGCCAAAAUUCUUGGAUAAACUCCCUAAUAUUACCAAGAGAUUGAAGAGACCUGCAGUAGCUCUUGUCUCAACAAAUCGCCCGUGGAUCACGUUCAUGAAGUUGAGACUAGACAGAGUUUUACAGGAGAACUAUGAAGCUGACAGUGUAGAAGAAGCUUUGGCAUGUACUUCGAUUAGUCUUGAGUUUGAAAAGCCAGAGAAGUGGGUAGCUCCAUACCCAAAGUAUGAUUCCGGGUGGUGGACACCUUUCUUACCCCCUGGAUCAAAGGUGUGAAUAGCAGUCCUUCUUACUCAAUUUUGGGAUGUCCUGUGUGGUUAACGAAGUAGGUCAUACUCUGCCUCUUUGUUAGGCAGGCAUGACAUUUAAUUUCGCAAGUAUGUGAAAAGAUGAACUGUGAAGCACAGAUGUAGGCUCUAGGUAAAGGUAUAUCUAGCUUAUUGGCGAAAUAUUAUAUGACCAGUUCCUGGUUGUUGAUGCUCAAAACCUGAUUAUGAGAUUAAGGAAGUGAUUGACGAAGAACGGAACUACUUGUUAUGCUGUUAUUAGUGAAAGAUGGUCCUUCGCUUAGCAGAAAAAAUAAUGUUGUAGUAGUUCAACGCUAAGUUUAAAUGUACCUCUAUAUGUACAGGCUGACAUGAAGCCAAAAUUCUUAUGCCUCAAUCUUCAAAAAUGGUGCAUGUUGCUCAGCGCAAAAAGAUAAUGUUGUAGUAGUUUGUCAA
This is a messenger RNA of Lycium ferocissimum, 1328 nucleotides long. RefSeq lists its product as uncharacterized. The record is from RefSeq and is a predicted model, not a curated record. The coding region runs from base 256 to 882 and encodes 208 amino acids. Lineage: Eukaryota; Viridiplantae; Streptophyta; Magnoliopsida; Solanales; Solanaceae. The transcript has 3 exons.